AUGGAUCCCACUUUGCUUCAGCAAUCUUCUCCGUUCGACUUUGCAGAAUCCAAAUACCUCGGGCAGGAGCGUACCUUUUCAAAUUCGUCCUAUUCUACCAAUGACUUCACAUUUCCAGGCCGAAGGCCUCAGGGCAGCUUGACCAGUGGUGCGUCAGGAGUGGCGCUGCCAGCAAAUCCUGGUCUUGACUUCAAUGGCAGUUCGCUUCUGAACGAGACACCGUAUCACCAGAGCUCACAAUUGUUGCUGAGCCCUCCUGAUUCCACCACUGGGUCAGCAAGCGCGGGGGGCAAUCCUACAACCUCUGCCAACAACUAUACGACUCUCCCUAAGCCGUUCCCCAGCAAUGCAUGCGCACCAGACCAUUUCUCGAGCGCACCUCCUUCAGUUCUCUCGUCUAACUGGCCUGGGCCCCCCAUGACGCUCAUGGAACGUCAACAACGAGCUCCUCCUUUGUCACCUCCCCAUUCGUACAAUUCGGCAAACGGCAUCGGGUCAACCUUCAGGACUAUGGGAGAGAGAAUACCACAAUACUCGGCCGGUCUCCACACCCAAAUAAGCCCGGGGCCCUUUCCAGGAGGAAUAAGGUAUCCAUCAAAUCCCUAUCCUGCUCGCACCAAUCCGGCGUUUCCUUUCUCAGUCCAAGAGGGUUCAUACCCAGGCCACAACAUGUCGACGCAUUGCCACGAAAGCCAAAGCACUUCGCGGCAAGAUGGACCUCCAUUUCACGACACUACUGUCCUUCAUCCUGUGUUAACCCCCCGCGGCCAUCGUUUGAUGCCAGAGAUUAUGGCCUCCAUACAGAAGGGGUUUUUCCAGGUGGACCGAAAAUGGACUUGCUACCGCCGAAACUACUUUGCAGUACAGUGUUCUUUUGGAUUCAGGAACGGCGUCGUGGAUGGACCGUUCUAUCUCAACAGGAAUGGCUCCGACGAGUUGAUCCAGCAGUUUGCAGUGUCGAUCACGGCAAAGACUGCCUCGACUAGUAACGGUGAAAGUGAGGCUCGAGGCCUUGUUCAGCAUACCCCUAAACGGGAUAAGGCAACAGAAUCUGUUCCAGGCCGCCAUCCCAUUGCACCGUCUCCCAACCAUGCCAUUGGUACAAAUGGCACGUACUCGAGUGCUGGGCAUGUGUAUGGUGCACCAAACCACCUCCAUUCGGGUAUGAUGGGUGCCUUUCCAAGCUUCGAGAACUCGGGUACCAAUUCAAUUCCGACUUCCCAUACAUUUGAGAGGAUUCAAUUCCAGAAAGCCACCGCCAACAAUGGCAAACGGCGUGCACAGCAACAAUACUUUUUGGUGGUCGUCGAACUCUCUGCGAAUGUUGGGAGGCAGGGUGACGAAAACUGGGUGGUGAUAGCAACCAAGGAAUCUGACCCUAUGGUGGUGCGUGGCCGAUCCCCGGGCCAUUACAAGGACAAUGGGCGGCGAGACAGCCAGGCUAGUAUGGACCCCGACCGCGGAACUGGGCAUGGGACCGAUGGGCAUGCCGGUCCACUUUCGUCAGGCAACUACGGGCACACACAUUCUUCCAUGGAUUGGAUGGGAGGUCAUCGACAGGGAAGCCAUUUCGGGGGUUCCAACUACCGUCAUGCCUCUGCUUCUCGCUUUUCUCCCGCGAGUUUAGUCUCCUCGAGUACCCUGGCUGGGACGCCAACGGAUAUUGAAGUCAGCCUUUGCGACUCUCGUACGGCUAAGUCGUCUUGCACCCUGUCGUCGGACCGGUCUGCACUGACGCCACUCUCGGAAGGCAGUGACGAUAUUAUGUUCAGCAGUCUCGACCGCGAGCGUACCAGUCGCAAGAGGCCAUUCGAGGACGAAGGAGACGGGGAGCAUAUCCGCUUCACGCUACCGGGGCCAUUCACCGACAGCAUGACCUCGCUCGUCGACUUCUCAGCCACGCCGUACUCAACGAAGCUUUUAUGCGCAUCAUCCUGA
Molecule: messenger RNA, 1938 nt
Organism: Fonsecaea erecta
Lineage: Eukaryota; Fungi; Ascomycota; Eurotiomycetes; Chaetothyriales; Herpotrichiellaceae
Exons: 4
Coding region: 1-1938 (645 amino acids)
Biological process (GO): positive regulation of transcription by RNA polymerase II; meiotic cell cycle
Cellular component (GO): nuclear chromosome
Molecular function (GO): DNA binding; DNA-binding transcription factor activity
Source: RefSeq, a predicted model, not a curated record